Vanessa atalanta (red admiral) is the source of this 1923-nucleotide messenger RNA. It is a transcript of the gene car, whose product is annotated as vacuolar protein sorting-associated protein 33A. The transcript has 11 exons. Gene Ontology annotation, cellular component: CORVET complex; lysosome. Gene Ontology annotation, biological process: intracellular protein transport; vesicle-mediated transport. Lineage: Eukaryota; Metazoa; Arthropoda; Insecta; Lepidoptera; Nymphalidae. The record is from RefSeq and is a predicted model, not a curated record. The coding region runs from base 66 to 1892 and encodes 608 amino acids.
UCGUAAAUGAUAAACAGACAAAGUACCUUUAAAUACACAGUAAAUAAUAAAGUUUGAUUCAAAACAUGAAGGAGACAAAAAUGUGUACUCAUUUAUCGGGUGGCCGAUUGAACGUCGCAAUACUACAAGAAACGAUGAGAAAAGAGUUAUUAAAUCUCUUACAAAUAUGCGAAGGAAAAAAAGUAAUCAUUUGGGAUGAGUGGCUUGCUGGACCAGUUGGUCUCGUAGCUCAAUAUUCAGUGUUGAAGGAACACGAAGUAGCUGAUAUGUUUCCUCUCAGACCAGGCAGUCUGCCUACUAUAUCUGUCAAUCACAUCAUAUUUAUUGCUCGGCCAAAGCUUGUACUAAUGGAUCUUGUUGCAGAUUACAUUCUUUCUUUAAGGUCAAAGCAAAGUUCACGAGUUGAAUUUCAUCUCUUCUUUGUACCACGAAAGAGUGAACUAUGUGAAAAACAUCUGAAGAACAGAAGUGUAUUAGCCAAUCUUUCACUCCAGGAAUUCAAGUGUGAUAUAUUCCCCUUUGACAGUGAUGUUAUGUCUCUAGAACUCCAAAAUGACUUCAGAGAAAAUUAUUUGGAAGGAGAUCCCACAUGCUUGUACAAUGCAGCACAAGCAAUCCGCACUAUACAGCAUUUGUAUGGUAUAAUUCCUAGAGUUUAUGGAAAAGGGCAGGCUGCUAAACAAGUGUGGGACCUCCUUUGUCGCCUGAACAAAGAAGAGCAAGGCUCUAGUCCGCGUGGCGUCUCCACUGCAUGUAUCGACCAGCUCCUGCUCUUAGACCGUGCUAUAGACUUCACUAGCAUUAUGUCUACUCAACUCAACUAUGAGGGAUUAAUUGAUGAACUAUACGGUAUAAAGAGCACAACAGCAACAUUCCCCGGUCACAAGUUCGUGAGCCCGGACGACGCGAGUCCCGAAGUGACCGCGCGCGAAAGGAAACGCAUAAUACUUAACUCCGGUGAGGAACUGUUCACAGAACUAAGGGACUGUAACUUUACCGUGGUUGGAGCUGCAUUAUCAAAGAAAGCUCGCGUUAUCAAGACACAAUUGGACGAGAGACACAACGAUAAAUCUGUACAGGAAAUAAAACAAUUCGUGUCGCGCUUACCACAAAUGUUGGCCAAUAAGCAAUCAUUGGCCGUGCACACCGCGAUUGCAGAAUACAUUAAAGAGACUACAGAUUCAUUUGAAUUUCACGAUACAAUACAAUGUGAAGAGGAUUUUUUAAACUGCAUUGAUAAUGAAAAAGUAUGCCCGUUUAUAGAAGACCUCAUUGCUCAAAAGGCACCCCUAACUAAGGUUCUUCGAUUGAUCUGUCUUCAGUGUGUAACUGGAUCAGGUUUAAAACCAAAAGUAUUAGAAUAUUACAAACGAGAACUCGUUCAAGUAUAUGGACUUAAUACUUGGCUGACUCUCUGCAAUCUAGAGAAGUGUGGUCUGCUGAAACCACAGACCGGGACCCGACAGUACGCUGUAUUAAGAAAAACUUUACAUCUCACUGUAGAUGAAUCGGAUCUAGAUGCAAAGGAGAAGAGUUAUCUCUCGAGCAAAUAUAUACCUUUGACAGUACGUCUCAGUGAGCACAUUGCAAAGAAUAAGGGAUGGACAGGAAUAGCAGAUGUAUUGGGCUCGCUUCCCGGUCCAAUGCUAGAUGAACUACAGAGUCUGCAACCUCGCAUGAUCCGGCGCAACUCCAUAUCUAGUGAAAAUUCUUCGUCUAUAGAAAACCCGAAAGUUAUCCUAGUCUUCUUUAUUGGCGGUUGCACAUACCAUGAGAUAUCCGCAUUGAGGAGCAUCAGCCAACAAGAAGACUCAAAUGUUGAAUUUGUAGUGCUCACAACUAAAUUAAUUAAUGGCAACACUUUUAUUGAAACUUUAAUGGAAGCUGAAUAAUCUGUGUUCAAUUAUAACUUUUUUAUUUAAG